CUGGCGCGUAUAUCUACCAAGUCUCUCUUCGCUCUCCUCUUUACUGCUCUCGCUCUCGUUCUGGCGCGCUUCCCUCAAAUAACAUCGUUCUUCUCUCGCUCGCUCUCUAGCAUAAUGUCAUCUACAACUACAGUUACUUCUCCGCCUGCAUCCACCAUCCCCAAGUCAGAUGCAGAAUGGAAAGCCGCACUUGACGCUCUACCGUCAACGCCCGAGAAGAUCCCUGCGUUCUUCUUUGGGCACGGUUCACCUCUCCUCCAGUUCCCGGACCACCUCUUGGGUGGUAGGGGCGCAAUGGAGGAACACGCAGGUCCGAAGGGCCCUCUUGCUCGUUUCUUGAAGGAUUUUGGACCGGCGUUGCUGGAGAAGUAUAAACCGAAGGGUAUACUUGUCUUUAGUGCUCAUUGGGAAACGGAGGGGGAGCGGUUAGUAACCGACUACGGAGACGACCAACCUCUCCUAAUGGACUACUUCGGCUUCGACCGGGAAAUGUACGAACUCCAAUUCAGCUCGAACGGCUCAUCCGAACUCUCCCAACGCGUCGUCUCAGCAUUCACCUCCUCGGGCUUCCUCGCACGCACAACCACAAAGGACCAAGCCCGCGGUCAAGACGGCCGGGGGUUCAAUGGCCCCGGACUCGACCACGGCGUCUUCAUUCCCUUCCGUAUCAUGUUCGGACAUACAUUCACCGACGUACCUAUCAUCCAAGCGAGUAUCGACGGGAACCUCAGUCCCGAAGGGAACUGGGCUGUCGGGAAAGCAGUGGCGAAGUUAAGGGAAGAAGGGAUUUUGGUCCUUUCUGGUGGACUUACGAUACAUACGUUCCAGGAUUGGUCGGCGUUUGCGGAGAGUACGGCUAAGCCUGUUUAUAAGGAGUUUAAUCAGGCUAUUUUGGAGGCGGUGCAAAAGCCUGAGCCGGAGUUGAAAGAGGCGCUUGUGAACCUUACGAAGCAUAGAGGGUUCAGGCUGGCUCAUCCGAGAGAAGAGCAUUUCAUACCCAUUUAUGUUGCUGCUGGUGCUGGUGAAGGUGGAGAAGCAAAGAUCGUUGCAGGAAUAUAUAGUGCUCCGACGAUUGCUUUUGGUUUAUAGAAUCUGAGUUUCGGGCUUCUGUCGUGAAGUAAUGCUUUGUGUAAUGGAACAAAUGUAAUCUAUAUAGCUAUGGAUGUCCUGAAGUUCAGUCCUACAGUAAUGCAAAGGUAUUCGCAGACGUUCUGUAUGCAGCCUCAACAAAGUCAGAGACGUGUAGUUAAAAGACAUACGCAUACACACAGAAUCUAGUAAAACGCUACUAUAAACCGCUCAAGAAAGCAGCCAAACCACCUCCUUCCGGAUCUCCUCCAUCUUUUCGGGACGCACUUUGCUUUUGGUCCCUUGAACGAGCGAGCAUCUCCUGCAAACCAGCUUUCUUUUUCUGUCGCUUGGCGGCCGAGUUAGAUUGCGGUUUUGAGAAAUUUGAAGAAGAUUGAGAGCCGCCUGGACCGGCAGCAGACGCUAAGUUACGAAGUAUUGGGUUCUCGGUCUUUCGUUUGCCAUGGGACUUGGUGCUGAUAUCAGUGGUAAUAUCAGAGCUUGCUUCGGUCUUCUCGUCCAAUACCGGCGGCGUAUAUUGCGCACUGUCCGCUAGUAACGAGGGCGUUAACGAAGUUGACUCAAGACCCGUCCCGGGCGACUCAGAACGAGAUGUAGGAUGCGAAUGCGAUGCGGCGCUCAUAUCUCCAGCACUUCCAUCGCUCCGCUCUAUGGCCUGAGAUCCGCAGUAACCACAUACAGCGCAUGUUAUCUCCACGCGACGACGACGAGGGCCAUGCACAGGGGGAGGAGGGAUAUUAAUUGCCUCUUUCCGAGUAUGAGUCUGAGAUUGCGAGGAGGCGUGCAUUGUGUUUUUAUUUUUUGCAGCCAUUGUUUUGCUUGUUCUUCUAUGUUUGGAAGGCUGCGAAGCGAGGCGCGUGGUCACGGGCAGGUAGGUGCAUCGU
Fomitiporia mediterranea MF3/22 is the source of this 1973-nucleotide messenger RNA. RefSeq names its product Extradiol ring-cleavage dioxygenase, class III enzyme, subunit B. Bases 115 to 1089 code for a protein of 324 amino acids. The record is from RefSeq and is a predicted model, not a curated record. The transcript has 3 exons. Gene Ontology annotation, molecular function: oxidoreductase activity, acting on single donors with incorporation of molecular oxygen; ferrous iron binding; zinc ion binding. NCBI's taxonomy places the organism in Eukaryota, Fungi, Basidiomycota, Agaricomycetes, Hymenochaetales, Hymenochaetaceae.